CACCCUCCUGAGCGUCAGGGGUUCAUCUGGAGAGGCGAGGUCCUUAGCUGUUCCUGGCCCCUGCGGCGUUUGCAGUUUUUCAGCAGCUGUACCUUGACACUUGAGCGUUUGCAGUCGGGUCUGGUUCCACGGCGUGGAUUCCCGUCGUGGGCAUUCUGCGUGACAGCGCCCCUGGCCGUGUGUGCAGCGAGCGGCUGGGACUGGGAUCCCGAUGCGGGAAAGCCAGCUUCCCAGAAUGACUUAAUCCAUUUCCUGGUUCUUAGAAAGCAAUGGCUACCGAGAGUGCUUCCUCCGAAAUCAUAGAAAGACAAAGAACCAAGUUGCUUACUGUCCUCCAGCAAGACCCCGAUUCGCUCUUGGACACAUUAACCUCUCGGAGACUGAUUUCUGAGGACGAAUAUGAGAUGCUAGAGGAAAUUACAGAUCCCCUGAAGAAAAGCCGGAAGCUGUUAAUUGUGGUACAGAAGAAGGGAGAGGAGAGCUGCCGUUGUUUCCUCAAAUGUUUGUCUAAUGCAUUUCCAGAAGCAGCUACCACGUUGGACUUGAAGCACGAAGUCCCACAGCAGGUGACUGAAGCAGCCUGGUCUCUGGUGGGGAGAGAGGAUGCAGCAGAUCCCUAUUCCUUCAGGAGAAAAACCUCAGAGAAUGAAGAGAUUGCAGAGCUCUCUGAAGAGAAAGAAUGUGUGGAUUGGGAAACAUCUGAGUCUUUCAUGUAUGAGGAAAGUAGCCAUGUUAGGGAAACUGCAGGCUCCUCCAGGGAGAGCAAGCAUUCACUUGGAAGAGUUGAGUAUGAAGUUCCAACGAGUAUCACAUACUUAAAUGAUGGACAAAGACACGAGGAGCCGGACGAUUCUCUGUACUUAGGAGAAGGGGAAUAUGAAGAGUCUGUUGGGUACCCUGAAGAUGUUGAGACCAUUGUAGAGGAAGGGGAUUUCGAUGACCUAGAGUGCUUUGUAUAUGAUGGUGAAGAGGAACGGGAGUAUGAAGAAACCAUGGGGCUUUCUCAUGAAGAAAGUUGUGAGGCUUCAGAAAGCGGCAUUUCAUUGGAAGAGGAAGAGAGACGCACUGAAGAAAGGAAGAGAGUAUUUCACCAUGUCCUGUCCUGUUUGAACAUGGAUAGAAGCAGAAAGCUUCUCCCAGAGUUUGUGAAGCAGUUCUCCAUAGACCGAGGAAGUGAGUGGACACCUUCAACUCUGGGAGAUUUAGCCUGGAAUUUCCUGAUGAAAGUUCAGGCACUAGACCUGACAGCCAGAGAUUUUAUCCUUAGGCCCAAGAUGGUGGAUGAGGUGAGCAAAGGGGAAUUGCUGGCUGGAAUAGAGAAUUUAGAAAUUGAAGACAUACAAACCAUGGAUCCCCUCGACGUCCUUUGUGCCUCCAUGCUUUGUUCAGAUACCUCUUUGCAACGUGAAGUCAUGUCAAACAUGUACCAUUGCCAGUUCGCUCUUCCCCUACUGUUGCCAGAUGCAGAAAAUAACAAAAGCAUCUUAAUGCUGGGGGCCAUGAAAGACUUAAAGCCAUAUCCAGUGCAGUCCUCAGGAGGGUCCCCCAGAGAAACAGAAAAAUUUCUGAUUUCCAUGAAGAUGCCAGUCGUCUCUUUUGUUCGACUAGGACCCUGUAGCCUCUCCAAGUCCAAAAUCCUUAACACACUGCUCAGUUCCUCCCAACAGAAGCCACACAAAAUCUUUCUCCAUCAGGAUUUUUCUGUUCCCAUGCUUCCUCGGCAAAUUUCUGGUGGCCUGGUGGAGGUAGCUUGGUGUUUUCCUGACAACAAGGAGCUAAAGGAAACUCCUCCUGUUUUCCAAAAGCCUGUUGCCGUGGCCAACUUGCAUGGAGAUCUUGAAAGCUUUUGGAUACAAUUUGGUUUUCUGGUGGAAGUUUCCUCAGCUGUGUUCUUUUUCACUGACUGCCUUGGUGAGAAGGAAUGGGACUUGCUGAGGUUUUUAGGAGAAGAUGCUUUUGAAAGAUGCUACUUUGUCCUCAGUCCCCAGGCCAAGGAGAGUAAAGAGGCCCAGAUUUUCCAAAGGAUCCUGGGACUGAAGCCGUCACAGCUACUGUUUUGGGAAGUGGAGGAAGCUGGGGAUAGAAGGAAGAUGAUGGAGGCCCUUCAAGCUGCCCUCCAGGAAGUAACGUCCUCUUCACUCAGAUGUGUGUCCCUAGAAGAUAUGGCCUCUCUGGCCAGGGAGUUGGGGAUUCAGGUAGACCAGGACUUUGGAAUCACUCAAGAUAUUCAAGAUUCCCCCAGAAUGACUGACGAUGAGAACCAACAAAUACGUAGUCAGACAAAAAGCCCAUCUGAAAGCCGAGCUCAGGUGCCAAUCAGAGAGCCUGGAGCCCAACAUGAGGACAGCCAGAGUUCUCAGAACCUGCACCAGACUCCAGUAUUGGUGCUGCAUCCAGUCCGCCCAUGGCCUCUGCCUACUACAUUUGGAAGUAACUUUUACCAUGUUUCCUUGAAAGCCCCCUGGGUUCUGAGCUCCCACUUUGGGUCACAGCAGAGAGCUAAAUGGUUCUAUCCUUUGCCCCAUCAGAAUACAAGGGUUCACAGUGGAGGCAAAAGCUUUGGUAAUCAGCACUUCCAACCCUGGAGAUUUUAUUCGGGGCAAAGAUUCAUGAAAUUUUCAGGAGCUUCUCGGGGGUAUCACUCCAGUGGAACAUUUGGGAGAUCACAAAGACAGACUUCUCGUGUACAGACCCUUCCUGAGAGCCUACAGGCAGAGAGAACCCUUCAAAGGCCUGGAACAGUGGUCUCUCCUGUAGGUCACUCUCAUUCUCCCGGCUUACAAGCAACAAAAGCAGCCAGGAACCCACAGCCUGUGAAAGCCUAUGCCCAGAGGAUGCACCCGAGUGGCGUAACUAGAAAACCUAUGAGGGCAGUUUCUCAGACUAAGUACCCUCAUUCUCCAUCCUGUCAGCCAACAGGGGCUGUUCAAGAAGGAAAAGUAUCAGUUCCUCAUCAAGGAUCUCAACAGAUGACAAAAGGAAGGUCUUCAGAUCCAGCUUUCCAAGCAGGGUCUCAAUCCAUGUCUGGGAGUAAACUUUCAUCUACCUUCCAGUUCAGCUCCCAUCAACCGAAGUUCCAGGUCAAACAUGUCGAGCCAGAGCCCAUUCAAUCUUCUCAGAAAAAAAACUCUCAUUCCCAGCCCUCCCAAGUUAAACCCCCUCAUCCUCAGUCCUCCCAAGCUAAAUCCCCUCAUCCUCAUCCCUCCCAGGCUAAACCCCCUCAUUCCCAGCCCUCCCAAGAUAAACCCCCUCAUUCCCAGCCCUCCCAAGCUAAAUCUUCUCCAUCCAGAUCUACUCAGUUCAAGCCACAUAGGCCCCAUCAGUCCCAAUCUAAGCCUUUCCAACCUAGAUCUACCCAACAUACAUCAUCGAAGACCAAGCCUUCACAGGCCAAGACCUGCUACCCAAGAGCAGGGAAACGUUAAGGAGCAUACCCCAGAGAGCCAGGAAGUAUGUCUUUUUUUUUUUUUUUUGUACUAUAUUUUUAUUUAAAUUAGAAACAAGCUUGUUUUACAUGUCAAUCUCAGUUCCUCCCCUCCUCCCCUGCCCCC
Messenger RNA from Cricetulus griseus (Chinese hamster), 3551 nucleotides. Lineage: Eukaryota; Metazoa; Chordata; Mammalia; Rodentia; Cricetidae. The record is from RefSeq and is a predicted model, not a curated record.